UCUUAAGGAUAUACUUCAAUGUCGUCAGUUUUACUCGGAACGGAAAAAACUGUCACGUACAGAUAACUAUUUUGAGACUUCAGUGAACCCUUAUUUAACAAAUAAUUGCCGAUAUGCACCAAAAUUUAUACAUUAUGGAUUAUCUCGCUACAACAGUCGCGCUAUUUUAAAUUAUAAAUGAAAAAUCACAUGAAUAUGCGCUCACAAGUGUACCAAACUUGGAUUGUAUGAUAGCGUUUCAAGAACUAAUAUGGCACAGCGACUCUCCGAGGCGUGAACAGCAUAGAAGUGCACUGUGUACAUUCCAUAGAAAACAUUGGUGAGAGGGACUGUGUUGCUACAAUAUUACACCAUGGCGUUUCUCCUGCAUACAAUUUUAUUUGUAGCGAUUGGUUUCAGUGCCAUAUAUGGAAUUAAGGAUGUUCCACAAAAGCAUAUAGAGGCCAUAAGCGGAGAAACAAUAUAUCUGCCAUGCAAUGUUAGUAUAAACGAAGGAGACGAAGUUGUUUUGAUAUUAUGGUACCGAGAAGAUCGUGGAACGCCAAUUUACAGUGUCGAUAUUCGUGAAGGCGUCAAGAAAUCCAUCAAACGUUGGUCUGACGAAAAUAUAUUUGGAGAAAGAGCUUACUUCAUACUUGAUAAGGAGCCUGGAACACUCUCUAUUCAAAGCACCAUGUAUACCGAUUCCGGAACCUAUAGAUGCAGAGUUGAUUUCUUAAAGGCGCAGACUCGAAAUAGCAAAAUAAUAGUUACAGUUAUAGACCCACCUGACAAAGUAACAAUAUGGGAUGACGCCGGCAUUGAACGAUCAACCGUAGUGGGUCCAUACAGCGAAGGAGAUAUCAUAACGUUGAAAUGUGCAGCUUUUGGAGGAAUACCAUUACCACAAAUAAUAUGGCUACGUGAUGACAACAAAUUAGAAUCGCAAAUGAACUUUGUUCCUGGAAAUAAUUUUGUUGAAAGUGAAGUAACUCUGGGUCCAUUAAAAAGAUCUGAUCUCAACUCACGGAUUUCAUGCAGAGCUAGUAAUCAUCCACGUGCGACACCGAUAGAAGCUGUCGUACAAGUUGAUAUGAACUUUUCACCUCUGGACAUCAGGUUAUUAGGCUCUUAUCAAUCAUUAUCUGCGGGACGACGAUAUGAUUUGUUAUGCCAAAGCGCUGGGUCAAGACCACCUGCGGUAAUUACUUGGUGGCUCGAUGGAAUUAGAAUGGAAAAAACCACUGAAACGACUUCAAGCGACGGAAACCAGACAACCAGUACGUUAUCGAUAUCAUUUAGUAAAAAUGAUGCUGGUAAGUUACUCACUUGUAAAGCAUAUAAUCACGCUGUUCCCUCAGAGCCGCUGGAAGACGGGUGGAAGCUUGACAUACAAUAUGUCCCUGAAGCAUUCGUCCAAUUAGGAACAUCUUUGGAUCCAAAUACAAUAAGAGAGGGAUCUGAUGUAUAUUUCGACUGUUUUGUUGCUGCCCAUCCCCCCGUCUUUAGAAUAGAAUGGAGACAUAACGGUAUGCCUCUGCCAAGGAACAUAUCGCAAGGAGUAAUAAUAAGUAACCAUUCGUUGGUGCUUCAAGGAGUAACAAGAACUACAGCGGGUAAUUACUCUUGUGUUGGCUUCAAUGGCGAAGGUGAAGGAAUAAGUCCAUCCUUUUCACUUAAUAUAUUAUAUGCACCUACUUGCUCGCCGAACCAAACGAGAAUAUAUGGAGUAGCAAAACAAGAAGAUGCUAAAAUCAAAUGCUCUGUUGAUGCAAACCCACCGGAGGUGGACUUCAGUUGGACAUUUAACAAUUCUGCCGAAAGUAUUGAUGUGGCAACUAAUCACAUAUCUCGAAUGGGCACGUCUUCAACGGUGACUUAUACGCCAGUAACAGAACUGGAUUAUGGAACACUUCUAUGUACAGCCGCGAAUAAAAUAGGAAAGCAGAGAAUACCAUGCGUAUUUCAUAUUAUUGCAGCAGGAAGACCAGAUCAGGUUCAUAAUUGCACUUUAACCAACAUAUCAAUGACAUCACUUACUGUGACAUGUUCAGACGGAUUUAAUGGAGGCCUUCCUCAAUUCUUUAUAUUAGAACUGAUUGACGCAAAUACAAACGAUUUAAAAGCAAACAUAACAUCAACUGUUCCACGAUUUACCGUCUCCACCCUAUCUCCAGGAGGUGUUUACAGUUUAUCAGUAUAUGCAUUUAAUUCAAAAGGAAGAUCGGAUCCCACAGUACUAAACGCCGCAAUGUUGAGAAUGCCAGAAAAGCAACUAACGCUGGAUCCAGGUAAUAAAUCCAGAUCGGAUUUCUUCGUUUCACCAAUGAUAUCUCUAACCUUUGGUCUUACAUUGACGAUUUUUGUGGCGGGAUUGGCUGUGGUUUUAGCUCUUCGAAUACCAUGCAACAGUAAGAAACGCCAUCAAAAGGAAUUUUGUCACGAACAUAACACUCGCAGUGACUCUCCAAAUCCAAGCGAAAAAAGUACAGAAGGUAAAGAUAUUGAUGUCAAUGACGAGGAGAAAAAUCCCGAUGUUGUGCCCGAAACUACAGACUCUGACGUACAAAUUAAUUGCGCUAACAGAACGCAACAUAUAUCAAUUAUUGAGUCCAGCCGCAGCCCUAAUAAGGACCUUUCAUCAAAUAAUCAACAACCACAACAAUACACGAUAGGAAGUGCUUCUAAUUCUCUUCGCAGUAUUGGCUACUGCACACUGCGAAAUGGCGCACAUGCUUCUUCCGCUAUAGGCAAUUUAUCAAUGAAUAUAAAUCAACAGCAGUAUGGAAAUCAAGUGUCACAAUACACUUUACCGAGGCAUCAACACAUCUGGUCGAACUACAACAAUAUGAUGUCUGGGGGCAGGUAUAACCACCCUAUAACAACUAUUCAUCAACAGUCUCUUCCAUCAACUGUGAAUCCUUCCCAAUUGUCAUAUUUCACCGAGUCUGUAGUGCCUGCGACUAUCAGCCCAAUACCUAAUUCUACUAUGUCGCCGCUUAUGCGCACCUUACAUCUACAGCAAUUGUCGCAAAAACAGUCUCAACAACCAAAGAUUUGUAUUGAAGGAGGCCAGUCUAGCAUUCUUACAAUGGAUCCGAGCAGUUUGUCGGAUGAUGAAAUAAAUGUUCAAACGCCUCUUAUGGUAAAAAGAGGAAGUGCAGCAUGACUAUAGGAUUCCGACAGGGUUGGUGACACAGCCCUGUGACAAAUCCUAUAUUAAGACGCAUUAUAAACAUUGCGUUACCUAAUCUGAACCACCAAAAAUAUAUAAAUCAAUCAACGGCAACAUUCAAAUGUUUUUAUAAAGCAUUUUUUAUGAAUAAUAAUAAAACUCAGGUUUUGCUUUUGUUUACAAAUUUAACCUGUGUCAGAUUAUUUCCAUUUUAAAAGACAAUGUAUAUCACCUUAAUUUAUAUUGUAUUACUGCAGAUUGUAUAUAGAAUAUAUAUUUUUACUACGUUAUGUUGACUUAUUGUUAUUUUUUCAACUUGUAUAUGGACACAGCC
Stomoxys calcitrans (stable fly) is the source of this 3488-nucleotide messenger RNA. It is a transcript of the gene side-VII, whose product is annotated as protein turtle. The coding region runs from base 353 to 3148 and encodes 931 amino acids. The record is from RefSeq and is a predicted model, not a curated record. Gene Ontology annotation, molecular function: protein binding. The transcript has 17 exons. Lineage: Eukaryota; Metazoa; Arthropoda; Insecta; Diptera; Muscidae.